Molecule: messenger RNA, 1875 nt
Organism: Solanum dulcamara
Lineage: Eukaryota; Viridiplantae; Streptophyta; Magnoliopsida; Solanales; Solanaceae
Product: flavonoid 3'-monooxygenase CYP75B137-like
Exons: 2
Coding region: 3-1712 (569 amino acids)
Molecular function (GO): oxidoreductase activity, acting on paired donors, with incorporation or reduction of molecular oxygen; monooxygenase activity; iron ion binding
Source: RefSeq, a predicted model, not a curated record
UCAUGUAUCUGCCGAAUACUUUUUGUCUUUAUCCAAGACCUCUCAUUCCUUUAUUAAAAUUCCAUUUUCCACCACAUUGGUCCUGCCAAUUUCCAUUUCUCUCUUUGGCUCAAAUAAUGUCUCUCAAAUUCUUCAAACCUCUGUUUGAUUCUUUCUCAUGUUCCUGGAAGGAAUCAAAUAUUGAGCAAAAUGGUGUAUUUUUCUCCUAUGUUCUUGGUAUUGUAGCUUUACUAUGGUUUUUCUGGCUUUUCAUUAAGUCAAAAAAGGGACAACCUCCAUUGCCACCAGGGCCUAAAGCUUUGCCUUUGCUAGGUAAUCUCCAUUCUCUUGAUCCUGAACUUCACACCUAUUUUGCAUCUCUUUCCCAGACUUAUGGCCCCAUUUGUAGACUCUGGCUUGGUAAAAAAAUUGGAAUUAUUAUUACUUCGCCUGCCUUAGCUCGCGAGGUUCUUAAGGAACAAGAUACCGUUUUUGCUAACAGAGAUGUGCCUGUUGCUGGUAGAGAAGCUACAUAUGGUGGUACUGACAUAGUUUGGACUCCUUAUGGACCGAAAUGGCGGAUGUUGAGGAAAGUUUGUGUUCAAGAAAUGCUUAAUGGUUCCACUUUAGAUUCUGUUUAUGCAUUAAGGCGACGGGAGCUUAGACAAACGAUCAAUUACUUCUAUAGUCAGGUGGGAUUGCCUGUGAAUAUAGGUGAACAGAUGUUUUUGAAUGUACUUAAUGUGAUUACAAGCAUGUUAUGGGGUGGCACAGUGAAGGGUGAGGAAAGAGCUAGUCUUGGGGCAGAGUUUAGGCAUGUUGUCACUAAGAUGACUGAGCUGUUAGGUACUCCAAAUCUUUCUGAUUUUUAUCCGGGCUUGGCCAGGUUCGAUUUGCAGGGUGUAACAAAGAAGAUGAAAGUGUUGGCAAAGAGAUUUGAUAGGAUAUUUGAGAGCAUGAUUGAUAAAAGACAGGAUAUUGAUAGAAAUGGUGGGAUGGAAACUGGUGUUGGCCAACAAAGCAAGGAUUUUUUGCAAGUUUUGCUGAAACUGAAAGAUGAUGAAGCUGCCAAAAUGCCUUUGACCAUGCCUGAACUCAAAGCCUUACUCAUGGAUAUGGUUGUUGGUGGAACCGACACAACCUCCAACACGGUUGAGUUUGCCAUGGCUGAAAUUAUGAACAAACCAGACGUCCUGAGGAAAUUACAACAAGAACUAGAUACAGUUGUGGGAAAAGAUAAUAUAGUGGAAGAGUCCCAUAUUCAACAGUUACCAUAUUUGUAUGCAGUUAUGAAAGAAAUCUUGCGUCUACAUCCAGCACUUCCACUCUUAGUUCCUCAUUGUCCUAGUAAGACAGGCAUUGUUGGAGGAUACACUGUUCCUAAAGGAUCUCGUGUUUUCGUAAACGUAUGGGCUAUACAGAGAAAUCCUUCUAUCUGGAAAAAUCCAACUGAAUUUCAUCCAGAGAGAUUUUUGGAGAAUAAAUGGGAUUAUAGUGGAAAUGAUUUCAAUUAUUUUCCCUUUGGUUCUGGAAGAAGAAUCUGUGCGGGAAUAGCCAUGGCAGAGAGGAUGUUCAUGUAUUCACUGGCUUCACUCGUUCAUUCUUUUUACUGGAAGUUGCCUGAAGGAGAGACAUUAGACCUUACAGAGAAGUUUGGGAUUGUUCUGAAGAAGAAAAUACCUCUGGUGGCUAUACCUACUCCAAGAUUAUCCAAUCCAACACUGUAUGAGUAAGAUUAAAAUGUGUCUGUAGAGAGUCGUGUUAUGCAUGAUGAUUCUCUCUUUUAUAUGAUGAACUAUGGAAAUGUGCUCCAUGAAAUUGAUUCAAAGUUUUCUCUACAGUUUGUACACUUCAAGAAUAAAUAUAGAAAGGGUGUUUUCCUUGUUCUCUUGACAA